AUGUCUUACUACGAGCAGUGCAAACAGCCCUGCCUGCCCCCUCCCAUUUGUGUGCAGAAAUGCACCAAGUGCGUGGAGCCCUGCAAGACAGUGUGCGUGGAGCCCUGCAGCAGUGUCUGCGUGAAGCCGUGCCCCACACCGUGUGUGGAGGUCUGCCCAACACCCUGUGCCACCCAGUGCACCACAUCCUGCGCCACCCAGUGCGUGGAGCCUUGUGCCACCCAGUGCACCACAUCCUGCACCACCCAGUGCGUUGAGCCCUGCGGCACCCCAUGCGUUGAGCCCUGCAGCACCCAGUGCGUUGAGCCCUGCAGCACCCAGUGCGUGGAGGUCUGUCCCCCUAAGUGCAUCGAUGUCUGCAUAAAGCCAUGUGCCACUCAGUGCCCAACCCAUUGCACCACCCAGUGCCCAGAGCCCUGCGUCAGCCAGUGCUGCACCCAGUGCGUGGAGCCCUGCCCACCCCCAUGCGUGGAGGUGUGUGCCACCAAGUGCGUUGAUUCGUGCGAGACGGUGUGCCUGGAGCCGUGCAGCACGGUCUGCUCUCACCCAUGCUAA
Pygoscelis adeliae (Adelie penguin) is the source of this 555-nucleotide messenger RNA. RefSeq names its product late cornified envelope 5A (gene LCE5A). The coding region runs from base 1 to 555 and encodes 184 amino acids. The transcript has a single exon. Lineage: Eukaryota; Metazoa; Chordata; Aves; Sphenisciformes; Spheniscidae. The record is from RefSeq and is a predicted model, not a curated record.